AUGCUCGACUGCCUCAAAGAGAGCAUAGGAGCCAUUCAGCAGCCAUGCCGUUCGACUUGCUUCCAAGCCGUAGGCAAGUCACCCGACUUAGCCAUUCCAUUCAGCCGUCGCGGCAAGCAGUCGUCCAGUCGGGACACGGGCGUGGCGCGCCUCAUACUGCCGGCCGCGUGUCUCGCGCUCGUCGUCACAGCGUUCAUCUGGGCCUCGCCGCACAGUCGACGCGCCCUGCGCACCCACACAGGACAAGGCACGCCGCCCAUCCCCGCGCUUUCUCCGCCCUUCUGCCACCCAUCUCCCUUCACUUGCAAUCCCCAUGUGAUCAUGCUCGCGUGCUCGUCCAUUUCGCGCCGCUCGUUCGUGCGCAUCUCGUCAUCGCCUACCGUUUUCACCCCUCUGCUCGUCGCCUACCGUCUGCCAGUCUUCGUUGCCCGCCCCGCGCCUUUGGCCAUCUCGCUGCCUUUCUCCUCCAAAUCACUUCUGAACCCGCUUGCUCACCGUGCACCGUUCGCUUCUCUCCUUCCGCCCCUCGCUUUGUUUUCUCUCCUUUUCAAUCCUGCCCCGCUGCCAUCCUCAGCAAACGGCGCGGCGGACGCGUUAGUAGUGGGGGUGGGCGUGGGCGAGCCCAUCGAGAUUCGCUACGAGAAUCGUGAAAUCAUGGAGCUGCCGGCGGCCGGCACGGACGCGGCGGUCGCCGCCUUUCAGUCGGAACUCGAGGAGUCGGCGGCAAUGGCGGCGAGCGAAGAGCAAGGGCCGGCGAGCGGGACCGGGGAGAGUGAGGGCGGCGGAAACAGUUUUUUGGAGGCAGUGGAGGCGAUGAAGGGGGAAGGGGAAGGGGCGGAGGGCGGGGCGGGGCGGAGUGAGGGGGAAAGUGGCGUAGAACAAGGGGCAGAGGGGGUGAAGGCGGUGUUGGCGGAAGCGGUGGGGGAAGCGGAAAGCGGAGCCAGCAGCGGCGGUGCUGCGGGGGCUGGCGAAUCGAGCGCGUCUCAGCAGCAGGAUGGGUCGGCGGGUGGGUCGGCGGGCGGGGUGGAUGGCACGUUCCCGCCCGGCGCCAGCUCUUCCGCCUCCCCCUCCGCCCCGUCCUCCGCCACCGCUUCCUCCUCGCCCUCUUCCCCCUCGUCCUCCCCAUCCCGCGCGGAUCUGGUGGAGCGCCUGCGCAACCUGACGGCGGUGCUGGAGAGCAUCCGCCCGCUGGCGGAGGAGCGGGGGAACGCGCAGCUGGUGAAGCACAUGCGCGCGGCGGCGGAGAAGAGCCGCGCGGUGACGGCGCGGUGGGAGGAAAGCGGCGCGUGGGGCGGCGACGACAAGGUGACGGGGCUGGUGAAGCUGCUGGAGGCGGUGGCGGCGCGCGCCAAGGAGUGGCGCGGCAACGCCGCGACGAUCGAGAAGCUGCGCGGCGAGGUGGAGCGCGGCAAGGCCAAGGUGGCGGCGCUCACGGCGGAGCGCAACCAGCUCGACCUGGCGGCGGCCAAGGCGCUGCCCAAGUCGCUGCACUGCUUUAACCUCCGCCUCACCGUCGAGUACGGCAGCAACAAGGACUUGCGCGCGGCGUCGCGGCGGCGGGAGCGCAAGCAGCGCGCGCUGUUCACGGACCCCGCGCUGAUGCACUACGCGCUCUUCUCCGACAACGUGCUCGCCGUCGCCACCGUGCUGCGCUCGCUGGAAGCCAACUCUGAGAACCCCGACAGGCACGUGGUGCACGUGGUGACGGACAGCAUGAACCUGCCGGCCAUGCAGGCGUGGUUCGCGCUGCACCCCCCCGCGCACGUGGCGGUGGAGAUCACGAGCGUGGAGUCGCUGGCGUUCCUCAACGCGUCCUACUGCCCCGUGCUAAGGCAGCUGCAGGCCAAGGCGCUGAAGAAGUUCUACUUCAGCCAGCACGACGACUCGAACCAGACGAGCAGCGACCUAUCACGGCCACAGGGGUCCGCAGAGGCUGAUGCUGCAGGGGGGGCGGCGGGGGCGGGGCAGAAGCAGCUGAAGUUCAAGAACCCCAAGUACCUCUCCGUCCUCAACCACCUCCGCUUCUACCUCCCCGAGAUGUACCCAGCGUUGGACCGCGUGGUGUUUCUGGACGACGACGUGGUGGUGCAGCGCGACCUCUCGCCGCUCUUCACCCUGCCACUGCACGGCGCUGUCAACGGCGCCGUGUACACGUGCCGGGAGGGCGACGCCUUCCACCGCCUGCACAAGUACCUCAACUUCUCCCACCCCUUCAUUCGAGAUCACUUUGACCCCAACGGCUGUGGGUGGGCGUACGGCAUGAACGUGUUUGACCUCGCUCAGUGGCGCCGCAAGGGCCUCACAGACGUCUACCACAAGUACCAGUCCAUGAACGCGGAGAGGCAGCUGUGGCAGCUGGGCACGCUGCCGCCGGGGCUGAUGACGUUCUACAACCUCACAGCCGCGCUGGACCCGCACUGGCACGUGCUGGGGCUGGGCUACGACAAGGCCACGCCCACCAACCUCAUCGAGCAGGCCGCCGUGCUGCACUACAAUGGCAAUGCGAAGCCAUGGCUGGACACGGCGAUCAAGGAGUUCAAGGGGCUUUGGAGCCGGUACGUGCUGGCGGAUGAUGACAUGGUGCAGCAGUGCAACAUCGACCUCCUCUAG
Molecule: messenger RNA, 2610 nt
Organism: Closterium sp. Yama58-4
Lineage: Eukaryota; Viridiplantae; Streptophyta; Zygnematophyceae; Desmidiales; Closteriaceae
Source: the annotation of a GenBank genome assembly